GGGUCGGGUAAAAAAACUGUCCGACCACAAUAUUUCCAGUGGUGGCUAGAGCCAGCAAGACCUUGCCCUCCCAUGGCUGUAACCCAAUUUCGUACUUCUCUUUUUUCUUUAUUCUUCCCUUCAUUAACCCAACGAAUCACCAUAUCUCCACUUCUCUCCAAUCUUCUAUAUUCAUCUUCAACCUAAUUUUGCACAUCGAACAACUGUUUGUUAUCCUCUGUACAGUCAAAUCACAGAUUACGAAUGAAUAAUAGUAAUCAAAAGAAGAGGAAUUUUCAGAUAGAAGCUUUCAAGCACAAGGUUGUGGUGGAUCCCAAAUAUGCUGAUAAGACAUGGAGGUUGCUGGAGCAUGCGAUUGAUGAGAUUUAUAAUCAGAAUGCCAGUGGACUCAGUUUUGAAGAGCUUUAUAGAUGCGCAUACAAUAUGGUAUUGCACAAAUACGGCGAAAAACUAUACACCGGACUCGUAUCCACCAUGACUUCACACCUAGUAACAAUGUCCCGAUGUAUCGAAAACGCUCACGGAGAAACGUUUCUAGACGAACUUAACAACAAAUGGACCGAUCACAACAAAGCGCUACAAAUGAUCCGUGACAUAUUAAUGUACAUGGACCGGAGUUACGUUCCCGGUAGCCAUAAGACCCCUGUUCACGCGCUCGGCCUGAAUCUAUGGCGGGACAACGUUAUCCAUCUCACCGGAAUACAAACCCGACUUCAAAACUCCCUUCUUCAACUAAUACAUAAAGAGCGAACGGGUCACGUUAUCAACCAUGGGAUGAUGAGAAACAUUAUCAAAAUGUUAUCGGAUCUCGGACCAUCCGUGUACCAAGUUGACUUCGAGCGACCGUUUCUAGAAGCUUCCGGUGACUUCUAUAGGAUCGAGUCUCGUGAGUUUAUUGAGAUUUGUGACUGCGGGGAUUAUUUACAGAAAGCGGAAAGACGUUUAAAUGAAGAAAUAGAUAGAGUGGAACGUUAUUUGAGUCCGAGAAGUGAAGUCAAGAUAACUAAUGUUGUCGAAAAAGAAAUGAUCGCGAAUCACAUGACGCGAUUGGUCCACAUGGAGGAUUCGGGGUUGGUUAAUAUGAUUGUCGAUGAUAAAUACGAAGAUUUGAAACGAAUGUAUAAGUUGUUUCAACGCGUUCCGAACGGUCUGUCGACGAUACGUGAAGUUAUGACGUCUCAUUCACGGGAAACCGGGAUGCAGCUCGUUACCGACCCGGAAAAGUUAAAAGAUCCGGUCGAUUUUGUACAGUGUCUUUUAAACAAAAAGGAUAAGUACGACAAGAUCAUUAGUUCGGCAUUCAACAACGACAAAAGUUUCGUAAACGCUUUAAAUUCCUCGUUUGAAUUCUUCAUCAACCGCAGCGCUCGGUCUCCUGAAUUCAUCUCGUUAUUUGUCGAUGAUAAAUUGAGAAAAGGGCUUAAGGGGGUUGGUGAGGAGGAUGUGGAGGUGGUUCUCGAUAAGGUGAUGAUGAUGUUUCGUUACUUGCACGAGAAAGACGUUUUCGAAAAAUACUACAAGCAGCAUUUGGCGAAACGGCUUUUAUCGGGAAAAGACGUUUCCGAUGAUGCGGAACGAAGCUUAGUUCUUAAGCUUAAAACCGAGUGCGGGUACCAAUUCACGUCGAAGCUCGAGGGCAUGUUUACCGACAUGAAAACGUCUCAGGACACGAACGACGGGUUUUACGCGAACCAUGGUGCGGACUUAGGGGACGGUCCGAGUUUAGCGGUUCAAGUUUUGACCACCGGUUCAUGGCCGACUCAGCCGAUUGCGACAUGCAACUUGCCGACCGAACUCACGUCUUUAUGUGACAAAUUCAGAUCGUAUUAUCUCGGGACUCACUCGGGUCGAAGGCUAUCGUGGCAAACAAACAUGGGAACCGCGGAUAUUAAAGCGAAUUUCGGGACGGGUCAAAAACACGAGUUGACCGUUUCCACUUACCAGAUGUGUGUCUUGAUGUUGUUUAACAACAAUGAUCAGCUCACGUACAAAGAACUCGAGCAGGCUACCGAGAUACCUACGCUGGACUUGAAACGGUGCUUGCAAUCGAUGGCUUGUGUGAAGGGUAAGAACGUUUUAAAAAAAGAACCGAUGAGUAAAGACGUUGGAGAAGAUGACGUGUUUUCAGUUAACGAGAAGUUCACAAGCAAGUUCUAUAAGGUUAGAAUAGGGACCGUGGUUGCACAGAAGGAGACCGAACCCGAGAAACACGAGACCCGACAACGGGUGGAGGAGGAUCGGAAGCCGCAAAUAGAGGCUGCGAUUGUGAGAAUAAUGAAAGCGAGAAGGGUGUUGGACCAUAAUAAUGUGAUCGCGGAGGUUAUUAAACAGUUGCAGUCUCGGUUUUUAGCUAAUCCUAGUGAGAUCAAGAAACGGAUUGAGUCGCUUAUUGAGCGGGAUUUCUUGGAGCGGGAUGGUUCGGAUAGAAAGUUGUAUCAAUAUCUUGCUUAAAGUUGAAAUUGUUGUACCUUCUGUUGCUAGUAUGAAUGUAUGAUGUAUUUGGUGCGUUUCUGCUA
Molecule: messenger RNA, 2516 nt
Organism: Helianthus annuus (common sunflower)
Lineage: Eukaryota; Viridiplantae; Streptophyta; Magnoliopsida; Asterales; Asteraceae
Product: cullin-3A
Exons: 2
Coding region: 244-2451 (735 amino acids)
Biological process (GO): ubiquitin-dependent protein catabolic process; protein ubiquitination
Cellular component (GO): cullin-RING ubiquitin ligase complex
Molecular function (GO): ubiquitin protein ligase binding
Source: RefSeq, a predicted model, not a curated record